GUCACGCAUUUGAUUUAAAUUUUCAAAACCAAAUCUGGUAUAAAUUCUCUCAACUUAUUGAAGUGAACAAAAGUAUAAUUGUUUGACUAUAUUGCUUAAAAUAUCUUAAUAUGUUAUGUAUCAAUUUUUACUGUCCCAAGUAACGGUUGCAAUUGUACUGCUGCUCUGUGCAAGCUCGCAGACAUUUGGGCAGUUGCAAGACACCAGGGUCUGCAGCAACAACCUAGAGUGUCAGAGCUUUGCAGAUGAUAAUAACAACGACAAAAGGUUCUGCUGCGACACCACCUGCAGUAGCGAGUCAUGCAUCGGAGCAUCUGUAAAUGUGGCGUUGGUGGUUCUCAUCAGUCUAGGCGUCACUCUACUCGCCGUCCUUGUACUCGUAUCGCUCAUCUGGUGCAAAUGCAAAAAGCCCGACUCUAAAAUUGGAACCACUGAAGAUGAGUUGAGACCUCCGAGUUACGGCAACCAAAAUGGCCGAGUUCCCGCAUAUGUAACCAGACAGAACACAGUCGUACAGACCAGAGCGCCUCCGUCUCGACCGGGUUUCUCGGCCCACCCGGCCCCACCCCCGAGUUAUAACGAGGCACUACAGCACAACAGGAUUGCUUAAAGAAAGCUUUACAAACGGGCAGCAAAAUUCGACUUAUUAUAUGGAUAAUUCUCAGCAGGGAGCGGAAAAAAUAGAUACCUUCUUACUAGUCUUAGUCUUUUGCUUUUAACAAAGUUUAAAUUUGCAAAAAGCGAGAAAAACAUACAAUUUUGCCCUAAUUUGCCAUCAAAAAGAGCAGUUUUUUGUUCAAAAAGAUCCUGAAGUUUUAAAUUUGUAUUAAAUUACCAUUUGUAUGCUAGGGCGACAUUUCAUAACAGACGACAAUUCGUAACAGGCGACAAUUUGUAACAAGACAUUGGCAAGUAGAGUACGCUUGCUCCGCUUCGCUCCACUGCAUUUACAUCCGACACGAGAGGAAUUUUGCGCGUGAAUCAGUGUUCCCCGUUUAAUAUACUUUAACCAAUUGUCCCCUGUUACGAAUUGUUGCUUCUUACGAAUUGUCGCCUCACUCAUUUGUAUUAUUUAACAUUACCAAAAUUUCAAUUUUUUUCCGCUUCCUGCUUCUAAAUCAGAGCAGCGCAUAGGCUUAAUUCUUAUAGGUCAGGGGGUCUUUUUACUUAGUCCGCCCAAAAACUGCUAUUUAAACGUCUUGAACAUAAGCUAUUUUGCUUCAAUCUGAUUGGCUAAAGUAAGCCAAUCAAAUUUCAGCGCCACCUCAAA
Molecule: messenger RNA, 1270 nt
Organism: Symsagittifera roscoffensis
Lineage: Eukaryota; Metazoa; Xenacoelomorpha; Acoela; Convolutidae
Exons: 4
Coding region: 116-610 (164 amino acids)
Source: RefSeq, a predicted model, not a curated record